GGGUCGGGCUGUGGGAGCCGGGGGAUUCUGGGGGCAGAGGCCUGGUGUAGCCAAUUCGGCUUUCUGCUCGGGGAGUUUAGAAAUUUAUUCCUAAAUGGAAGACUUGCUGAAGCAGCCAAGGACCCUCCCUCCCUCCUUGGCCUCAGCACACAGCGUUCAGCUCCCUUUUUCACUCAAGCCCCUCCAAAAUCAGGAGUCCUGGGCAUUUUCGCCCCAACUCUGCAGGGCUCAGGUUAAACCUUAUCAACCGCAGGCCUGGAGGUACAGCAGGCCUGAGGCUGGGCUAACCCUCGCCUUGGCUUGCCCUCCCCACCUGGGGCCUUGGGACCCUCCUCAGGCUAUAGCCUCUCCCAACCCUGAGAGAUUGGGCUCAGGCUCCGCCUUGUGCCUGGGUGGUCUGGCUCCACGUGGAAGAGGGAACUCCCGGCCACGCCUUUGCACGUGGAGGUGGUGUGCUGAUUUCAAGCUACCCCAGCUGGACAGCGAGUCCACAGAAAGCACUGGAACCUUAGCAGUCUGGGCGGUGGCACUGAGAGAGAGCGAGCUUCCACUUGCUGGGUCACUUUGCAAAUGCAACAGCCAGGACUGGGCCGUGCCAAAGCUGGGAGCUCCUCCUGGGUCUUGCGGAGAUGCCCUAGGCCCCCAGCAGUGAGGAAGGCCCUGGUGAAAACCCCGUCAAUAAGAGAACCUCUCGUGACGGAGAAGCCCCAGCCAGCGGCAGUCUGCCUCGGACACCUGGCUGCGGGCUGCCAUCGCGUUACAGCAGCAGAGAGAAGCCCGGCUGGCUGCUGCUCUCUUGCAGGGCAGCAGCUCACCUUGCUGCACCACAGUGCCGGCCACUGGAGGGCACUCCUCUGAGGGGCUGGAAGCGAAGCAGCUGACAGCAGGGAGCUGGCUGGGGCAGAGCGUGGAUUCCAAAGGCACAGCCUGGUGUGAGGCCUGGCGUGUUCAUGGGCCUGUGUGCAACCCCGCGUCCCCUGGUUGAGGGGGCAUAGCCGCGGCAGUGAGGUGUGUCAGCCUGGUGCCUGUCCCCUCCUGGGGUCAGCCACGACAACAGUGACAAUGACAGGCCUCCAGCCCGCAAGGGUUGUGAUGGAGGAGGUGGGGGCGGAGGCUGCCGUGGAGCUCCAAGGACUGCCCCCAGACGUGCCCGACCAGCUGCUCCUGCUCUACUUUGAGAAUCGCCGCCGCUCUGGGGGGGGACCUGUGCUCAGCUGGCGGAGACUCGGCUGCGGGGGCAUCCUCACCUUUCAAGAGCUCGCAGAUGCUGAGAGGGUCUUGGCCCAGACGGAGCAUGAGCUACUCGGUGCCCAGCUCAGCCUGCGGCCAGCCCCUCCUCGUGCCCCUGCACGUCUGCUGCUUCAAGGACUGCCCCCGGACACUGCGCCCCUGCGCGUGGAACAGCACGUCCAGGCCCUGCUCCGUGCCGUGGGACACCCAGUGCAGCCCUGUCGUGCCCUGGCCAGUCCCCGGCCAGACCGGGCACUGGUCCAGCUGCCCAGGCCCCUUUCUGAGGCGGAAGUUGCUGUCCUGGAGCAGCAGGCCCAGCAUCUGGACCUAGAUGGGGCCUCCGUGUCACUGGCCCCCGUGCCCCAGGCCCGGGCAGUGCGUGUGGUGGGGGACACUCCCCCUGAGGACCAGUUGCUGCUACAGUUGUACCUGGAGAAUGAGUGCCACAGUGGCGGUGGGCCCCUGGAGGGCCUGCGCAGGCUGCCCGGGCCCCUGGGCACCGUCAUCUCCUUCCAGCAGUGGCAGGUGGCAGAACGGGUGUUACAGCAGGACCACUGGCUGCAAGGCUCGAAACUGGACCUCGUCCCUCACUACGACGUCCUGGAACCCGAGCAGCUUGCCGAGGACGCCAGCGCGGGGGACCGCCCGUCCGUGCCGGGACCUGGGGCCACUGAGCCUGCUCCCCUGGAAGCUGGAGAGCUGGCCGGGGACUGGAACGGUGCCGAGCCUGCGGCAGCGGGCUCUGGGAAGGCACCAGGGCAAUCGGAGGCCUCUCUGAGGGCGGGUUCUGUGGGGUCUCCAGGCCCAGAGAACCCGGUGGAGACUGGUGUGGGGCUGCCAGGGCAGGAGGGGGUGGUGGAGACGGUGCUGCCCGCGGAGCCUGCGGCAGCGGGCUCUGGGAGGGCACCAGGGCAAUCGGAGGCCUCUCUGAGGGCGGGUUCUGUGGGGUCUCCAGGCCCAGAGAACCCGGUGGAGACUGGUGUGGGGCUGCCAGGGCAGGAGGGGGUGGUGGAGACGGUGCUGCCCGCGGAGCCUGCGGCAGCGGGCUCUGGGAGGGCACCAGGGCAAUUGGAGGCCUCUCUGAGGGCGGGUUCUGUGGGGUCUCCAGGCCCAGAGAACCCGGUGGAGACUGGUGUGGGGCUGCCAGGGCAGGAGGGGGUGGUGGAGACGGUGCUGCCCGCGGAGCCGGGCGCCGUGCGCUUCCUGCAGCUCUACCACGAGGAGCUUCUGGCCAGCCUGGGUGAGGUCGCCCUCUUCCCCCUUGAAGAGACCGACGUGACCGGCUUUCGGCUGUGUGGAGCGCUGGCCCCCUGCCAGGCAGCUGAGGAGUUUCUGCAGAGCCUGCUGGGCACCGUCAGCUGCCACGUUCUGUGCCUGAGGCACCCGGGCAGCACCAGGUUCCUGCUGGGCCCCGAGGGGCGGCGCCUUCUUCAGCAGCUGGAGGCCCAGUUCCAGUGUGUCCUGGGGACAGAGCGACUGGCUGGGGCCGCCCCGCACCUGGACCCUGAAGAGGUGGAUCCCACCGAAGCCCUCCAGAUCCUCCCUGGCCAAGUCCACACCCCGGCACCCCAAGAUAGAACAGGCAGUGACCAGAAUGAGAACCUGGAAGAGGUGCAAGAGCUGCUGGCCACCCUGGAGAGCCUGGACAGGGAGGAGUGGCUACCACUGGAGAUGGGGGAGGAGGAGCCCGAGGAGAAGGAGCCUGUGGCCCCCAGCGCUGGAGUCCCUGGGAGGCUGGAGGAGGAGGCCGCGCUGCAGCUGGCCCUCUGUCGCUCGCUGGAACCGCAAGGCCAGCUGGUUGGGCAGGAAGAGGCUGCUGCACUGCAGAGAGCCCUGGCCAUCUCCCUGUUGGAGGCAGAAGAGCCCUGUGGCAGUGGGACUGAUGGCAGGGCCCAGCUGGUUGUACAUGUGGCCUUCGAUCAGGACGUGGAGGAACUGGGCCUGGCACUGGAGGCUGCCUUGGAGGCACAGCUCCGGGAGGAGACUGUGGGGCUGCGGGGCCGUGUGCUUCCCGUGGAGCUGUGCGCUCGCGUGGAGAAGCGCCAUGAUGUGAGUGUGGCUCUGUGCAGCGACUACGCUGUCCUCCGCGGCUUCGGGGCCCAGCCUGCCCGAGCGGCCCGCCACUUGGCUGCACUGCUUGCUGGCCCCUUUCCUUUGGUGGCUGCAGAGCCCACCUUGCCAGAUGAGGGGCUGCAGGGGCCCUUGGGCAGGCUGGAGGGUCUAGCAGAGAGCACCAGAGAGUUCCAGGAUGUGGUGCGGGCCUUCUACGACACCUUGGAUGCUGCCCACAGCAGGAUUCACAUCAUUCGGGUGGAGCGCGUGUGGAACCCGCUGCUGCAGCGGCAGUACGAGCUGCAGCGUGAGCGCCUGGAGCAGCGCUGCGCGCGGCGCCCGGCCGAGCGGGUCCUGUACCACGGCACCUCGGCGUCCGCCGUGCGGGACAUCUGCGCGCACGGCUUCAACCGGAGUUUCUGCGGCCGCAACGGCACGCUCUACGGGCAGGGCGUGUACUUCGCCCAGCACGCCUCCCUGUCGGUGCAGGACCGGUACUCGCCCCCCGACGCCGACGGCCACAAGGCGGUGUUCGUGGCGCGGGUGCUGACCGGCGACUACGGGCUGGGCCACAGCAGCCUGCGGGCGCCGCCCCCGCGAGCCUCGGGCCACGCGCUGCUGCGCUACGACAGCGCGGUGGACUGCCUCCGCCAGCCCAGCAUCUUCGUCAUCUUCCACGACACGCAGGCGCUGCCCACGCACCUCAUCACCUGCAGGCGCGCGUCCCCGGCGUCCCCCGGGGCCCCCCUGGGGCUCCUGGACAGCUCCCCGGCCACCUGACCCCAGAGGCGGCUUUCUGGCCUGCUGCUCCCCAGGCUCCCUCCCCCGGGGACACCCCGCCUCCUGCGGCGAGCGCGCAGGGCCGAGGCCCCCUCCCGGUCUGGGCGGGUCCGGCCAGCAGAGGUCAGCAGUGUGCGGGAGGCGGGCGGGCCGGGCGGGUGGGGGGACCUCGCCCGAGCGCGGCUGUGACGUGUGUGAAUAAACCUGUGCGUGAAACCA
Oryctolagus cuniculus (rabbit) is the source of this 4281-nucleotide messenger RNA. The record is from RefSeq and is a predicted model, not a curated record. NCBI's taxonomy places the organism in Eukaryota, Metazoa, Chordata, Mammalia, Lagomorpha, Leporidae.